AUGGGCUCUUUUUUGUCUCGAGAUGAAUUCCCUGUUGGAGGUAGAACAAUCUUAAUUACAGGUGGUUCCAGAGGUCUCGGCUUAGCAGCAGCGCGCCAACUCUCUUCCAAAGGCGCGAACGUCGCUAUAGUCGCCCGUGACACAAACGUCUUGAAGCAAGCCCUCACUGAAGUUGAAGCAUCUGCCCAAUCUUCAUCUCAGCGCUUCUUCUCACUCGCAGCCGACGUCACCAAAGCUUCAGAAUGCUCUCGUGUGAUUGCAGCAGUCACCGCCUGGAACGAUGACAGCCCGCCGGAUAUCGUCUGGUGUUGCAGUGGAAGCGCGCAUCCGACGUUGUUCGUUGAUACACCGGUUGAGCAGCUUCAGACUAUGAUGGACAGUAAUUAUUUCUCGAGUGCGUACAUGGCUCAUGCUACGCUCAAUGCGUGGCUGAAGCCUGUUAUCGACGGUACUACGAAGAAGACCAUAGAAGCCAAGACACCGGCGUCUCGCCACAUUAUCUUUACGGGCUCUUUUGUGUCGUUGUACAGCUUUGCAGGUUUCACGCCUUACUCGCCCUCCAAAGCUGCCAUCAGAUCACUAUCAGACUCUCUUUCACAGGAGAUGAACUUAUACGCAGGAGCUCAUCCCAAUGAGCCUCGCGUGCGCAUCCACACUGUCUUCCCGGCUACAAUGCCAACCAAGUCACUGGACGAUGAGAACAAGGUCAAGACGGAUGUUACAAAAGCGCUUGAGGAGGGUGACCAGAUCCUCACACCGGAUGAAUGUGCUCGUCGUGCAAUUGCGGGAUUGGAGAGGGGAGAGGAGCUUAUUGCAACGAGUACUAUUAUUAGACUCGUCAUGACUACUGUCAUGGGCGGUGCUAUACGUGGUGGAUUUUGGACUGGCUUGGCAAAUACAUUGCUGAGUUGGGUUGUGAUGAUCGUCAUGGUGUUUAUUCGGUGGGAUAUGGAUGCCAAGGUUAGGAAUUGGGGGAAGAAGCAUGGGUCGACUGGUAUGGCAUCCAAGGAUAAGCAAGGAAAAGAUUAA
Molecule: messenger RNA, 1029 nt
Organism: Fusarium mangiferae
Lineage: Eukaryota; Fungi; Ascomycota; Sordariomycetes; Hypocreales; Nectriaceae
Exons: 2
Coding region: 1-1029 (342 amino acids)
Biological process (GO): sphingolipid biosynthetic process
Cellular component (GO): endoplasmic reticulum membrane
Molecular function (GO): 3-dehydrosphinganine reductase activity
Source: RefSeq, a predicted model, not a curated record